Truncatella angustata is the source of this 1836-nucleotide messenger RNA. RefSeq lists its product as uncharacterized. The coding region runs from base 394 to 1683 and encodes 429 amino acids. The record is from RefSeq and is a predicted model, not a curated record. NCBI's taxonomy places the organism in Eukaryota, Fungi, Ascomycota, Sordariomycetes, Amphisphaeriales, Sporocadaceae. The transcript has 7 exons.
AGACGUUCGAGACUGAGGAGUCUCCAUCUGAACUCGGAAUCGAUGCAAAUGGAAGUCAUCGAUUCAGAAGGAUACAAGAGCUACCACGCUGCCAAUCUCCAUUUCCAAGCUUUUUAGACCGUAAAGGACCGAAGGAUGGAGAUUUUCUCUCUCGCGCUCCAGGGGAAGAAGAUCUACCCGAGAACUAAGGCAGGCUAAGCCUGCUAGGAAGCCCGGCUGAUACUCACUAUUCUGAGCCGGCCCUUCAGCCCAGUGGAUGCUCCCAGUCGCCUGCACCUAUAGGUAAAGGCUGUCAUAAAAUAUCGCCAGAAGGUGGUAAAACUUCCGGGUGAGUACAUGCUCUAUUAGUAUGGGGUUCGUCCAGGGAUCUCCUAAUGAUAUCUGGACCCUUGCAUGACCAAACAGGCUACGGAAGAGCCAAAUGAAAAGCUGCAGAGCGCCCACCCACGCGAGGUUCACUAUGCCGCUGUCAGUGGCUCUCGUCUUUCUAGAAACGAUCUAUUCACCUGUAGUAAGUUGUAUCUGAUAGUAGCCAUGUCUGCUGAGACACCCUUCCAAGCAGAGGGAUGGGUUGAGUAUACCCUCGGGGUCGUCAUCCUGCUGCUCCGAAUCUAUGCUAGAUGGAAAACUGUAGGCUUCAAGAACAGCUGGAAGGGAGACGACAUAUUUUCUCUGAUUGCGCUUGUUCUUUGGACUAUGGACAUCACCGUCGUCACAAUAGUUGGCAGAUAUGACACAAACAUAGGUGUCACUAAAGAACAAGCGGCGGCAAUGAGUCCAGAGGAAAUAAGCAGGCGAGAGUUUGGCUCCAAGUGGUUGUUCACCGGCUGGAACACUUAUGUCUCUCUCAUAUGGGCUCUGAAGGGUUGUAUGCUGUGUUUCUUCAACCGCGUCACCCUUGGUCUCAGCCAGCAGAAGAUCGUGAAAUGGGCAGGCAUUGGUUGCGUCACAACCUACCUCAUCAUGUUCAUAAUCAUAUACACUCAGUGCCUGCCGGUAACCGAUAAUUGGAGAGUAUCUCCUAUUCCAGGAUAUAAUUGUUCCGUCAAGACCGCGAAUUAUAUAGCUGUCGCAGUCCUGAAUAUCACCACGGAUAUGGUGAUUGUGGCCAUCCCAAUUCCACUUCUUUUUGCUGUGAAGUUAACGAUAAUGCGAAAGCUUGCGAUUGGAGCUCUGUUAUGCUCGGGUGUGUUCGUUAUGGUGGCAACUCUUCUGAGAUGCGUGCUUUCGCUCCAAAAUGUCGAAGCCAUCAACACGUGUACUAUCUGGGCAAUCCGCGAAACCUUCGUCGCGAUCAUCGCCGUAAACGCCGCGGCCAUCAAACCGCUCUUCUCCAGCAAGCGAUGGAUAAAAUCGACCUCGAAGGACGGAACCGGCAGCAAUACACCUGGGUACAAGGGGAGCAACACCUACGCGCUCUCUGGAAAGAGCAAGACGUCGAACAUCAGAAGCGCUCUACCAUUUCAUACCACUAAAGUGGGUACUCAAAUACUCAGCUCGAGUGAGGAGGACAUCGUGAGCGGCAAGACGACAUAUAGUCAAACAUCGGGGACCUCAAGCAUCAACAUGGACGACGGCCGCGGGCGGCGCGAAAGCGAAGGCGGCAUCGUAGUCACGACGACAUACCAGGUCAAGGAAGACGGGAAGGAUUUGGAGUCACAAGAGUCGAAAGGAAAGUGGUGACGGCGCAACUGUAUUAUGCAACUUUCUUUAAGACGAUGUAGGUUCGUGUGGCUUCACUGGAUGUCGUCAUCGCCUAGGCUGCAGCAACUCUUGUCAGAGGCUUUUCUUUUAUAACAAUACAACUUACAUUUAUCUCGAGAACUUGCUCCUACC